AGCCCAUAUGUAUCCCCCCUUAAACCCUACAUCAUCGUAUGAGUAAACCCAGAAGUAGCAGCACCGAAGAAAGAGUGAGAAACAAAAACAACAAUGGCGUGGCGAAGCGGAUCUUUCUCAAGGUCUUUCCUUAACGCUGCAAGAUCUCCCACUAUCCGACCUUCUUCCGCCUUUCGUCGCCCUCAUUCACCGCUUCUCCCUAAUUCCGCGCGCAAUUCUCGUCAUUUCUCUUUCACAAACCCUAGGAAUGUUGAAGUAUUGGGAUGCAUUCAAUCGCUAAUGCCGAUGCACAACGUUGUGGCCGACGCUCGAUUGACAGCGCACAUUGCAGUCGAUGUUAGGGCUUGUUGCGAGUUGUCUCAGGGUACCUUCUGUCGCACUUGUCAAGAUCGCUAAUUUUAACUUCCUCUCUCUCCCCCUUUUCUCACUUCGUACUUAAAUUGCCUCUGACUUAGUAAAGAAAAAAAAAUUGGUUCCCUCAAACUCACGGUGAUAUUGGUGCAUGGUACCAUGUGAUCGGAAGUAUGUAGUCUGCAGGAGUCUUCAUAAAUAGGUUUCAUCGUUGCAUUUUUUAUAUGCUCUGCUGGAAAGUUGACCCUAAUUUUACUUGAUGAAGUUCAAUUUCCCUUGAAACUAUUAUGAAUAUUUUUUGUCAAUACUUUUUUUAGGGAAAAAUGAAUGUUCCGUUGCUCUGGUUUAAGAGACUGAUGAUAACCCAUGCUGCCUUUCACUC
Molecule: messenger RNA, 733 nt
Organism: Beta vulgaris subsp. vulgaris (sugar beet)
Lineage: Eukaryota; Viridiplantae; Streptophyta; Magnoliopsida; Caryophyllales; Amaranthaceae
Exons: 3
Coding region: 94-396 (100 amino acids)
Source: RefSeq, a predicted model, not a curated record